AUGAAGCUCGUCAGGUUUCUUAUGAAAUGCCAGAAUGAGACGGUCACGGUCGAGCUGAAGAAUGGCACUAUCGUCAACGGUACCAUUACCUCUGUUUCGCCGCUCAUGAACGUCGCACUUCGAGCAGUCAAGUACACCCCCAAGUCUCGAGACACCGUAGCGCUCGACACGAUGACUGUGCGUGGCUCAACUAUCCGCUACAUAAUCUUACCCGACUCAUUACCGCUCGAUACACUACUCAUUGAUGACGCACCAAAGCCGAAGAACAAGGCGAGGAAGGAAGUCGGUGGUGCUGACCGCGGCGGUCGAGGUGGAGGUCGAGGAGGUGGCCGAGGCCGCGGUGGCGGUGGUGGUCGCGGACGAGGAGGUGGUGGCAGGGGACGUGGACGCGGUUUCUAG
Messenger RNA from Pyrenophora tritici-repentis Pt-1C-BFP, 399 nucleotides. RefSeq lists its product as uncharacterized. Lineage: Eukaryota; Fungi; Ascomycota; Dothideomycetes; Pleosporales; Pleosporaceae. Gene Ontology annotation, cellular component: spliceosomal tri-snRNP complex; U12-type spliceosomal complex; U4 snRNP. Gene Ontology annotation, biological process: RNA processing; spliceosomal snRNP assembly. Gene Ontology annotation, molecular function: RNA binding. The record is from RefSeq and is a predicted model, not a curated record.